AAACGCAGUGCUGCACAUCGUAAGCAGAUUGCACGUGUGCCUUUAAAUUUGUUUUCAUUUUCAUAUAAAUUUAAUCAUGACUGCCGUUGAGCCCGGAACGAAAAAGAAGCGCAUUUCCAAGAAAAACAAAUCCGCCUGGCGCAAGACAGACAUACAAGAUGUAGAGCAAUUCCUCGAGGAUCAGCGCCAGGAGGAGCGCGUUGGCACGUUCACAGAAAAGCAGGAUGAGGAUCUCUUCGUGGUGGACUCCUCGCCACUGAAGGCAAAGCCCAGCACUGUGCUGAGCAUCAAGCAGAAGAGAAAACUGAAUGCCAAGAAGCCGAUGCGCACAUUCCAGCCCAUGGAGAACACAUCCAAAGUGCAGGAUCCCAUUGUCAAGCGCAAUCAUGUGAAGCAAAAGAAGAAUGGACGCAAUAUCGAGUUGGAGGUGUGCAAUCCCACCAAGCCACGCCAUCGACAGGCCAACAGCGAUCGGGGCCAGUAUUAUGUGAAGAUGGAGCAGCGCCUGGCCGACAAGAAGAACAAGAAGACCAACUUUGACACUGACAUUUGGCAGGACGUAGACUUCCGUGACAAGAUACCCGGCCUGAAGGACGAAAAGGGGUGGAUCAGUCGCGAUCUAGCCCUCCACAUAGCCGGCAAUGUGGGCAAAAAGCUGGUCAAGACACACGCCAGCAUGCACCACAAGACGAUCAAGGGCAAGAAGUUUGUCGCUCCACAUCCGGGCAUGAGCUACAAUCCAACGCUGAAUGCGCACAAGGAGCUGCUGUCGCAGGUCGUGGAGCGCGAGGAGGGCAUCAUCCAGAAGGAGAAGCAUCUGAAGCGCGUCACCACCAGCAUGUUUAGCAAGGUCACACCCGAGCAGCGCGACGAGCGUCUCCUGAUGGAGAUGAGCGCAGGCAUGGACGAAGAUGAGAAGGAGAAAGGGGAAUCCGAGCAGGAGGAGGAACCCCAAGAGGGGGAUUCCUCGGAUAAGGCGUAUCGCACCAUCAAUGCCGCCGUGGAGAGAGACGCCAAGAAGAGCAAACAGGCGCGCCGCAAGGAGCUCAAGCAGAAGGAGCUGCAGCGCAAAACGGAGCUCAAAAAGAAGCUCAAGCAACAGACGGCCGAUUUGAUCCGCAUCAAAUCGAUUCGCCAUGAACUGGAUGACGAGGCCGAGGACCUAAACGACCUGAAGAAGCGUCGCAAGCAGCGGGCGGAGAAAAAGAAAUUCGAGCCGAAGCGCCUGGGGCGGCACAAGUUCGAGGAGCCCGAUUUGGAUGUGAAUAUGCCCGAGGAUCUGGCCGGUAAUUUGCGCAACGUGAAACCUGAGAGCAAUCUGCUGAAGGAUCGCUUCCAUCUGCUGCAGAAGAACAACAUGCUGCCCACAACGGUGGCCGUCACCCGCAAGAAGGCCAAGGUGAAGCGCUUCGAGCGCAACUCGCACAAGGAUGUGGGCACCAGCUACCAGGAUCUGGCCGAUCGUCGCCGCGCAGCCGCCAAGGCGGCCAAACAAAACAAGGAUACCAUUAAAAUUUAAGGCCUUCCAACUUUGAUUAGAUAUAUUCGGUUGUUUUUUUUUUAACAAA
This is a messenger RNA of Drosophila obscura, 1568 nucleotides long. Its product is annotated as ribosome biogenesis protein NOP53. NCBI's taxonomy places the organism in Eukaryota, Metazoa, Arthropoda, Insecta, Diptera, Drosophilidae. Gene Ontology annotation, biological process: ribosomal large subunit assembly; rRNA processing. The transcript is spliced from 4 exons. Bases 77 to 1519 code for a protein of 480 amino acids. Gene Ontology annotation, molecular function: 5S rRNA binding. The record is from RefSeq and is a predicted model, not a curated record. Gene Ontology annotation, cellular component: nucleolus.